AUGGCUUUAGCUGAGCUAAUUCCAAUAAUUACGUUAUUCUUUCUCCUUUUAUUCUUUGAGCCCUUUCUCAUUAUACAUAUAGACUACGAACAGCUUGAGCACAUGAGUCAUCUCAUACUUAUCAUAAGUUGAGCCGUCCCUGGGUGGAUAGAGGGCGACAAAAUCAGCUCAUUCCGGCAUAGUGUAAUCAAAGUUCUCCAACAACACUUUAUUCUUGGCCAAGACAAACUUCAAGUUAACCUUGUUCUGAGGUUGAUCCUGAAGAGCUCCCAUAAUUGUAUCGAUAAUUAGAGUUUCAUCAUCCAGGAAAGUCUUGAGGAUACUUAAUUUCUCCGCCUUAGGGUCUCCAGUGAGCUUAGACAUAUCUUCCCUCAUUUUGUCUGAGGCUGCUUUGAUAUCAUCCUGCUCUUUUUGUUGUCUUUCUUCCAUAAGUUUAAGCUCUUCCUCUGUCCAUUCUAUCAUAUCAUCAAAGUUAAUUCCAUCAAUUAAGGCAUCUGCUGCAGCAUCAGCUGCUUUUCCUGGAUCUUCAAUUGGGUAGGAUUCCAUCAGUAUCUUC
Molecule: messenger RNA, 556 nt
Organism: Moneuplotes crassus
Lineage: Eukaryota; Ciliophora; Spirotrichea; Euplotida; Euplotidae
Source: the annotation of a GenBank genome assembly